CACAUGCGAUAAUGACGACCAUUCUGCGAAGCUGCACAAUGUUUCACGGCUUCUUCAAGCUCGCGGUGCUAUGAUAACACCAAGAUCAACUCUGCUUUGCAAUCACCGGCUGGAAAGGCACUGCGAAAGAUCUUAAGCGCGACAUCAGCGCAAGCCCCGCCAUCCCACCAUACGCUGUUGCUCCCACACCAGCCCUUAAUCACGUUCCACUCACACAAAGUUCUCCCACUGAUCUCAGCUACGCGUGAAAAUUAUGCCGAAGCCCACAGAUAUACCCUCCUUCGCAGCUUCGCAGCUCACGCUCCUCGACGCCGAACUCCAAGCCGAACUCUCAGAAACAAACGCGCUUCUCUCUUCGCACACGCCUACCGCGCUCGCUCGGGCUGGUCUUGCCAUCCUCAAUCUCAAUGUGUCUUCCAUGCGGACAGGUCUCGGUGGCAAGACGGUAGUCGAGCUAGGAUUGGAUCCGGCAGUCGUGGCCAAAGGCGAGAAGCCGGAUAUCCCUGAGCAUGGUAUCCGAGUGGGAGAUAUCGUGGGGGUGCAAGACCAGCCGAGCGGCAGUGCGAAGAAGACGGAGAAGAAAGAGUUGGUGAACAAGGGCGUCGAGGGCGUGGUGUUGAGGGUUAAGAGGGAGAAUGUGGAGGUUGUGCUGGACAAGGAGGAUGCGGACGUACCCAGUGGAGGGAAGCUAUGGAUAGUCAAGCUGGCGAAUGACGUUACUUACAAAAGAAUGAACCAGACCAUGACCCGGCUUGAAAAGUUCGGAGACCAAGAGCUUACGCCAUUCAUGCGCGUCCUCUUCGGACAAGGCUCACCCACGCCACUACCGUCAGACCUGAACGACCCUUCAAAUCCGCUCUACAAGCUGGAAUGGAACGAUCCAUCACUCAACGACAGCCAGAAGGAGGCCAUAAGGUUUGCGCUGGCAUCACGCGAAGUGGCUUUGAUCCAUGGCCCGCCGGGCACGGGAAAGACACAUACCCUGAUCGAACUUAUACUACAGCUGCUGAAGCAAAAGCUCCGUCUUUUAGUAUGCGGGCCAUCGAACAUAUCAGUAGACAAUAUCGUGGAGCGACUAGCAUCUCACAAAGUCUCUAUGGUACGCCUGGGCCAUCCAGCACGCCUGCUUCCUUCAGUAUUGAACCAUUCUUUGGACGUUCUUACGCGAACAUCGGAAGCCGCUGCAUUGGUACAAGAUGUUCGAAAAGAGAUGGACGAUAAGCAAGCGUCCAUCCGAAAGACACGAAACGCCAGGGAGCGACGCCAGAUUUACACCGAGCUGAAAGAGCUGAGACAGGAAUUCAGAGAGCGAGAGAAGGGGUGUGUCAACAACCUGGUUGGUGGGAGUAAGGUGGUUCUCGCAACGCUACAUGGUGCAGGAGGCUUCCAUCUCAAGGGGCAGGAGUUCGACGUCGUCAUUGUUGAUGAAGCGAGUCAGGCCCUGGAAGCACAAUGCUGGGUACCGCUUUUGUGGGUCAGAGCAUCCAAGCUGGUGCUUGCGGGUGAUCAUCUACAGCUUCCGCCUACCAUUAAGUCGCUUAACUCGAAAGAAUCGAAGGUGGCGAAGAAGGAGAUGACAAAGAGCAAGGAUAAGUCUACUAAGGCUGGAGAGGGAGAUUCUGGAAAGCCAACAGAAAAGAUGACGCUGGAGACAACGCUCUUCGAUCGCCUACUUGCGUUGCACGGAUCACCCAUAAAACGCAUGCUAACGACACAAUACCGCAUGCAUGAGAAGAUUAUGCGGUUUCCGUCUGACGAGCUAUAUGAUUCGAAACUUGUGGCUGCUGAUUUCGUCAAAGACCGUUUACUCAAAGACCUCCCGUACGAGGUUAAGGAUACGGAAGACACACAAGAACCCCUGGUGUUCUGGGAUACGCAAGGGGGUGACUUCCCGGAAAAGACUGAGGAUGAUGCGGUUGCGAAGGGUAGCAAAGGCAUGAGCCUCGGAGACAGCAAAUCAAACGAAGCAGAAGCGGCAUUGGUGAAGAUGCACGUCGGGAACCUUAUCGAAGCGGGCGUCAAAGCAGAGGAUAUUGCGGUCGUUACGCCAUACAACGCACAGCUCGCACUCUUGGCUGGAAUGCUCAAAGAAGCAUAUCCCGGUAUUGAACUAGGCUCCGUAGACGGGUUUCAGGGACGGGAGAAGGAAGCCGUGAUUGUGAGCACAGUUCGAAGUAAUGCGGACCGAGAAGUGGGCUUCCUGGGUGAGAAGCGGAGACUCAAUGUGGCGAUGACACGCCCAAGGCGACAUCUGUGUGUGAUUGGAGACUCGGAUACCAUCAGCAAGUACGUACCUUUUGUUCUUCCUUUUCUUUUCCAACAUAUUGUGCUUCUUGCGGCUUUUUUGGUCACACAAGCCCAAGCCUACCUUGGCCUCUGGGUCCGUUCCGGCACACCCGAAAGCGUGGGAAUCGGGUUCACUCUUCUGCAGCGUCAGGACAAUGCACUACGAAACGUGCACACACUGUGACAGGCAGCAGGCACCUCCCCUGUCAUGUACCCCAACCCCUCAGCACACCGUUUCGCUGGAUCACAACCGUUACACAGCAGCAUCAGCAUGCUGACGUGCACCUCAGGGGCUCGAAAUUCCUGAAGGCGUGGAUGGGGUUUCUAGAAGAGCAUGCGGAUCUGCGUUACCCUAAUCU
Cucurbitaria berberidis CBS 394.84 is the source of this 2645-nucleotide messenger RNA. Its product is annotated as DNA helicase-like protein. The record is from RefSeq and is a predicted model, not a curated record. NCBI's taxonomy places the organism in Eukaryota, Fungi, Ascomycota, Dothideomycetes, Pleosporales, Cucurbitariaceae. Gene Ontology annotation, molecular function: RNA binding; ATP hydrolysis activity; 5'-3' DNA helicase activity. The coding region runs from base 254 to 2470 and encodes 738 amino acids. The transcript has 5 exons.